This is a messenger RNA of Selaginella moellendorffii, 1428 nucleotides long. RefSeq names its product U6 snRNA phosphodiesterase. NCBI's taxonomy places the organism in Eukaryota, Viridiplantae, Streptophyta, Lycopodiopsida, Selaginellales, Selaginellaceae. Gene Ontology annotation, molecular function: 3'-5'-RNA exonuclease activity. Bases 299 to 1210 code for a protein of 303 amino acids. The record is from RefSeq and is a predicted model, not a curated record. Gene Ontology annotation, biological process: U6 snRNA 3'-end processing. Gene Ontology annotation, cellular component: nucleus. The transcript has 6 exons.
CUCCUCCUUUCUCUUUCCAAGCAUUGCGUCCCUUGAGCGGAGGAGAGGCUGAUCCGUCACAAUCGCGCUCCGGGAAACACGAUCGACAACGGGCGCCACGUGGCGCCCUCGUUGCCCCAGGUAUGGCGCCACAGAUUUAGCCGCGCAGUGAUUCUAGGGGCACCACUCUCCCGCAAGGUACAGGGUUUAUGGUCUUCCCACCGAUGAGGCACUCGCCAAGGUGAAAUGAGGGAGAAUGCUAUGGACGAGGAGCGGAAAUAGUUGGACAGAGGGAUUCUUCGAUUUUUGCUAGAGGGUCAUGGAAGAAAUACAAAUGUUCUACAACACAUCUCCGUCGGGCUCCGACACGGACGAUUCUCGAUUUUCCACCGCCAGCAGCCCUCCAAAGAGAAAGCAAAAAGUACGCACCAAGUCGCGCUACUCGAUCUACAACCUUAACCCGUUGCCGCCACCUCCAUCGGAGCUGGACCAAAUUCCAGAUGCUCUGAUACCACCCAGUCAUGCUGGACGAAAACGCACAUUCCCACAUGUCGAAGGGAAUUUUCCAUCCUACGUAAACAUUCCUGUUCCUGUCACGCUUGGAGCACGGAAUGUCUUGGAGUCACUACUUGGUAAAGCAUCAAGUAUGAUGCCCCAGUUGCGUGGGAUGGACGACGACAUUGUCGUGAGUUUCAAGCGCAGAGACACAACUUCUCGCUCAAACGCCGACUCCGGCAUACAGCUCGCCAAAGAGUUCCACAUCAGUCUCUCGAGAACAGUCCCGAUUAGAGUCCACCAGAUUGACACGCUCAUCCCCCUGCUGAGACACAAGUUUGAAAGCCAGAAACGGUUCUGGAUCGAGUUUGGGAGAUGGGAGGUUUACUUGAACGAUGAUCGAUCGAGAACGUUUCUCGGAUUGGAAGUUGUGUCUGGAGGAUUAUCCGACAUUCGCAGGCAAAUAGCGCUGGUUACUGAGGCUUACAAGCUCCACGGCCUCCCACCAUUCUACGAUACUCCUCGGCCUCACAUAUCACUAGCGUGGGCAUUAGGCGACGUGUCCAGUGACGCUCAGCGCGUUGCCGACGAGCUAAACGAGCUCUGUGGCAACAGCAUGGACUAUGGCACCGGCAUCGUCAACGUUUUGUGGUCCUUCCUGUUUGGGAGGGUGGAUUGCAAAGUCGGGCAGCAGCUGUAUCCGAUUUGGGUCGCAUCAACAGCCUCGCACACAUGAGCCCAAGCAAGAAAAAAAAAACAGGAAAAAAAUCCAUCCAGGAUUCACGAAGAACAAUCGAAGAACACGAAGAACACACAACGAAGAACACAAACGUUGGUGUGAGAGAAGAGAAAAGAGAGAAGAGCGGGCUUGGUGGGAAUCGAACCGGCGACACGUUUUCAUCUUUUCUUUUUAUCCAGGCAGGCGAUGAAUAGAUAAAUCCUCCCAAUUUUUUU